GAAUUCUCUCCUGACUCUACACGUGAUUUUUACCGCCUGCUAGUGGCAGAGCCGCGUUAAAUCCAGCACCAGCCGCCUGCUUUUACAAGUUCUGGAGACGUUACAAGUUUAUUUGGAGACAGAGACAUUUCACACUGGACCAUGUCUUCUAACAUGAGCCUGACGGACAUGAGGAGGAAUGUGGAGCAGCUGAAACUUCAAGCCAGUGUAGAGAGAAUAAAGGUGUCUCAAGCCGCAGCUGAGCUACAGCAGUACUGCCUUCAGAAUGCCCCCAGAGAUGCCCUCCUGGUCGGGGUGCCAACAGGCAGCAACCCUUUCCGAGAACCACGUUCGUGUUCCAUGUUUUAAGCACAAGGGAUCGUGUUGGUGGAUUCCUGGAUAUUUGUUACAGUGCAAAGAUGCAGUGUGAACUCUUAUUCUGUUCCUGAGUCACCAUUGUCUAUUUAUUAAUAAACGAAUUGGAGAAUGUUCUAACAUUGAUGGUUUUUGCGAUACAACUGUGCCAAAUGCAAACAUUAAUACUCACUAAAUUUGUGUUUUUUUCAUUUUAAUAACAAUAUUGAGCUUUGAUUUUGUGUUUUUUGGAUUUUAUGGCAGUCCUUUCAAAAAUAAAUAAAUAAAUAAAUUUAA
This is a messenger RNA of Neoarius graeffei (lesser salmon catfish), 630 nucleotides long. It is a transcript of the gene gng10, whose product is annotated as guanine nucleotide binding protein (G protein), gamma 10. The coding region runs from base 142 to 348 and encodes 68 amino acids. The transcript is spliced from 3 exons. The record is from RefSeq and is a predicted model, not a curated record. Gene Ontology annotation, cellular component: heterotrimeric G-protein complex. NCBI's taxonomy places the organism in Eukaryota, Metazoa, Chordata, Actinopteri, Siluriformes, Ariidae. Gene Ontology annotation, biological process: G protein-coupled receptor signaling pathway. Gene Ontology annotation, molecular function: G-protein beta-subunit binding.